AUCUGACUCGAUGAAAUACGAUGGCUGUGGCUUCUGUCACUUUUAUUUCGUCUCUCUUUCAUUCUAAAUAUCAGAUAUGCCACGAAAGAAGCAAACAAAGUUGGACAUUCCAAAAACUCGCCGCCAUAUUAAACAAAAAAAUAAGAAAACUGUUCAAGAUGAUAUUGUCCAAAUUGGUGGUAGCGCCAAGCAAGGAAUCCACCAAGAGCAUCUGGAUGAAACAGAUAAAAUGCUGAGGGCAUUUGAUCUAAAUUAUGCGUAUGGACCAUGUGUCGGCAUAAAAAGAAUUGACCGUUGGGAACGAGCUCGUCAGCUUGGGUUGAAUCCGCCACCGAUCAUCAAAGAUAUACUAAUCAACGAUCAGACUAACAAAAAUGCUGAGUCGCUAUUUAAUCAGUUCAGAAUGAUUUAA
Messenger RNA from Mucor mucedo, 412 nucleotides. Its product is annotated as DNA polymerase delta, subunit 4-domain-containing protein. The transcript has 3 exons. Gene Ontology annotation, cellular component: delta DNA polymerase complex. NCBI's taxonomy places the organism in Eukaryota, Fungi, Mucoromycota, Mucoromycetes, Mucorales, Mucoraceae. Gene Ontology annotation, biological process: DNA-templated DNA replication; DNA synthesis involved in DNA repair. The record is from RefSeq and is a predicted model, not a curated record. Gene Ontology annotation, molecular function: DNA-directed DNA polymerase activity. Bases 77 to 412 code for a protein of 111 amino acids.